AUGACCCCCAACCCGGUAGCGACGUUCCGUUCACUUACUGUCCCGACUAGCAGGAUCCGUUGUAUCGUACUUGUGCCUGGGUGGGGUAAUCAGCAUGGCCUGGGGAAUGGUGUCUGCUUCGACGGCCGUGUUCCGGACACGGCCCAAUCUCAGCUACGAAAUGAUCGCGUUCAGAUCGACCUUCUGCGAGAGAGCGUUGCCAUUAUUGGACACAGUCCUGGUUGCAAGUCUUCGCCGCCAAAAUUGGAGAUCCGAGAGUCUGUGCGGAGCGAAGGAAAACCAAGAGUGUUCGUGUGUCGCGGCAUCGAGCCAGGAGCAGUGACGUUGCUCUUGAUCCGCAUCGUUCGCUGA
Colletotrichum destructivum is the source of this 351-nucleotide messenger RNA. RefSeq lists its product as uncharacterized. The record is from RefSeq and is a predicted model, not a curated record. The coding region runs from base 1 to 351 and encodes 116 amino acids. Lineage: Eukaryota; Fungi; Ascomycota; Sordariomycetes; Glomerellales; Glomerellaceae. The transcript is spliced from 2 exons.